Messenger RNA from Schistocerca piceifrons (Central American locust), 271 nucleotides. Its product is annotated as vitellogenin-1-like. The record is from RefSeq and is a predicted model, not a curated record. The coding region runs from base 4 to 234 and encodes 76 amino acids. NCBI's taxonomy places the organism in Eukaryota, Metazoa, Arthropoda, Insecta, Orthoptera, Acrididae. The transcript is spliced from 2 exons.
CUGAUGCGGCUGUCCGCCGGCUCCGACGGCGCGCUCAGCCUCGUGCUGCCGCAGCACGGCCUGCACCUGCGCUUCCGCAACGCCACGCUCCUCGUCUCGGCGAGCAUGGGCACUCGUGGUCGGCUGUGCGGCAUCUGUGGCAACAACGACGGCGAGUACGUGGGAGACCUGACCAACCCGCGCGGCAACCAGGAGAAGACGGCCACCAGCUUCGCUGCGUCCUACAAGCUGUAGUCUGAGCCUGACCUCUUAGCAUUUCCUCUUUUGUACA